UAAAGGAUUCUUACAUCUACAACAAAGCAAACAUAACUCCGUCUCAGUCUCUUUCUCUCCUCUGUUGCUAUAUAUCAACCAAAAAUAUAUAAAAAUGGCAAAUUUUAUUCAUGCACUUGUUUUUCUUUCCUUUGCCUCGUAUAAUUUCUGGUUAGCCACGGCAAGGGGCGCACACUACAAUGUAGUAAAUUACGGUGCAAAACCAGACGGCAGGACAGAUUCGAGCAACGCCUUUCUUGCGGCUUGGAAAGAAGCAUGUGCCUUUGCAGGAUCAAUCGAAAUUUAUGUUCCUAAAGGGAGAUUUGCCAUAAGCAAGGCAGUAGCAUUCACGGGUCCUUGCAAGAACAAUGCUACUUUGUUUCGCAUUGAUGGUACACUUUUGGCUCCUUCAGAUUAUGAAGUGAUUGGUAAUUCAGGGACUUGGAUAAUUUUUCAACAAGUUACUGGUGUUAGAAUCGUUGGUGGGGUUCUUGAUGGACAAGGCGCCGGAUUGUGGUCUUGUAAAACCUCAGGCAAGAACUGUCCUACUGGUGCAACGUCACUUGAAUUUACAAAUUCAAACAACAUUGGAAUAAGAAGAUUGGUAUCACUAAAUAGCCAAAUGUUCCACAUUGUGAUCAACGAAUGCCAAAAUGUCAAUGUGAAAGGAGUGAAAAUUAUAGCUCCCGGCAAUAGCCCUAACACAGAUGGAAUUCACGUUGGAGGAUCAACCCAUGUCAACAUUUUCAAAACUAAAAUUGGAACUGGGGAUGACUGUGUAUCAAUUGGUCCUGCCACUUCUAAUUUGUGGGUUGAAAAUGUUAUAUGUGGACCUGGCCAUGGAAUCAGCAUAGGAAGUUUAGGGAGGGAUCUUGAAGAAAAUGGAGUGCAGAACGUGACGGUUAGAUCUAGUACAAUUGUUGGUACCCAGAAUGGAGUGAGAAUCAAGACUUGGGGGAGAGAAAGCAAUGGUUUUGCAAGGAACAUUCAUUUCCAAAACACCUGGUUUACCAAGGUUGUUCCUGGUCAUGUAAGCUUCUAAAUUAAGACAAAGCUCGUUUCUUUUAAUCAUAUUCUCUAUUUUUUCUGAAAUUCAAUUUUUGUUGGACAGAAUUCUAUUAGUGAUGUCACCUACCAAGACAUACGAGGAUCAUCAGCAACUGAUAUAGCAAUGAAAUUUGAUUGCAGUAAAAAAUAUCCAUGUCAAGGGAUUAAAUUACAAGAUGUGAAGCUGAGUUGCAAGAAUCAACAAAGUCGAGCAUUAUGUGCUCAUGCUGCUGGAAUUGCUUCUGGUUUUGUUGAGCCUAAAAGUUGUUUGUAGUUGUUAGAAUAACGAUCACACAGUAACAUAUUUAUAAAACUGUUCAGCCCUCCACGCCCAGGUAUGAACAUCUGGAACGUGAAGUUUGCAGACAAAUGUAUCUGCAGUGAGGUGAUCGAAUAUUGAAGUAGGAUAGAUUUUUGAUACUAUGUCAAUAAAAUGGAUUGGACCUAACUUACUUUCCAAAAACUAAUUAAAAAGGAUUGUCC
Jatropha curcas is the source of this 1509-nucleotide messenger RNA. The record is from RefSeq and is a predicted model, not a curated record. Lineage: Eukaryota; Viridiplantae; Streptophyta; Magnoliopsida; Malpighiales; Euphorbiaceae.